Molecule: messenger RNA, 978 nt
Organism: Zygotorulaspora mrakii
Lineage: Eukaryota; Fungi; Ascomycota; Saccharomycetes; Saccharomycetales; Saccharomycetaceae
Product: ribose-phosphate diphosphokinase
Exons: 1
Coding region: 1-978 (325 amino acids)
Biological process (GO): purine nucleotide biosynthetic process; 5-phosphoribose 1-diphosphate biosynthetic process; ribonucleoside monophosphate biosynthetic process
Cellular component (GO): cytoplasm; ribose phosphate diphosphokinase complex
Molecular function (GO): magnesium ion binding; ribose phosphate diphosphokinase activity
Source: RefSeq, a predicted model, not a curated record
AUGGCCAUAGAAGCAGAGGAUAUGUCAUCUAAUAGUAUCAAGAUUUUAGCAGGGAACUCACAUCCUGAACUGGCUGCGAUAAUCUCGAAGAGAUUGGGAAUACCGCUAUCUAAGGUUGGCGUUUAUCAGUAUUCGAACAAGGAAACUUCUGUAACCAUUGGUGAAAGUAUUCGUGAUGAAGAUGUCUAUAUCAUUCAGACGGGGACAGGCGAACAGGAGAUAAACGAUUUUUUGAUGGAACUUCUAAUCAUGGUGCACGCUUGUAGAACAGCAUCGGUAAGGAGAAUCACUGCUGUUAUACCCAACUUCCCAUAUGCGAGACAGGACAAAAAGGAUAAAUCAAGAGCGCCGAUUACAGCAAAAUUAAUAGCUAAUUUGCUAGAGACAGCAGGUUGUGACCAUGUUAUUACAAUGGAUCUACAUGCUUCUCAAAUACAAGGAUUUUUUCACAUACCGGUCGACAAUCUUUAUGCGGAGCCAAGUGUUCUGAAUUAUAUCGAGACAAAAACUGAUUUGGCAAAUGCAAUCCUUGUAUCACCGGACGCAGGUGGCGCCAAAAGAGUUGCUUCUCUAGCCGAUAAGUUAGAUUUGAACUUCGCCUUGAUUCACAAGGAAAGACAAAAGGCAAAUGAGGUCUCUAGAAUGGUCCUUGUUGGUGAUGUCACAGGGAAAUCUUGUUUAUUAAUAGAUGAUAUGGCAGAUACAUGUGGGACAUUGGUCAAAGCUACCAAUACAUUACUAGACCAUGGUGCAAAAGAAGUCAUUGCCAUUGUGUCGCAUGGUAUUUUCUCUGGCGCUGCCAGAGAAAGAUUGCAGAAUAGCAAAUUGUCAAGAAUUGUUUGUACCAAUACCGUCCCAGUGGAUCUUGAUUUGGAUAUAUUGGAUCAGAUUGAUAUAAGCCCCACGCUGGCGGAGGCUAUAAGAAGAUUGCAUAAUGGUGAAUCUGUGUCCUAUUUGUUCACUCAUGCUCCAUCAUAA